CUGAUGCUGCUUCUCAUGCUGCUGCUCCUACUCCUGCUGCUGCUGCUGUUGGUACAACCAGAUAAGGACUGUCUUACUCCUUUUAACCUCAUCUCCACUCGCAUCAAGGAGUGGGAGAUUGGGAGGACUCACCAUGUCCAAGGAAGCAAAGGAUGAUCUUGUACAGGAGAUUGUCAAGCACGACGUUACCGAGGCCGAGACCAAGCCAGUAUGAUCGAGCUCGAGGAUACGAGGCUCGGCGGACUAGAUACAUUAGACACCGUAGAAGACCAGUCUUAAUCAUCUUCCUCAUAGAUGGCUAUCAGUUCUAAGACUGAUCCAAAACAUCCUCUUCUGACCAAUUCUAAGCUCGCCAGACUGUGCACUUUCUCCCUACACUCGCUUCGAGGGCGCUUUACUCUUUCUCCUCGGUUAGGAUUUUUUUUCCAAAAGAUUUUUUCUAAAGGAGGGUUUUUAAUGAGGCAUCACCUCAUCGCGGGAAAGGUCAGAGAUCCUUUCCAAAUCGAGCAAGGCAUCAAGAGCAAUGGACGUAGUUCAGAUAGAAAUUGGGCUAUUCCCUUUCAACUCGAAGGCUUCGCCUUAGGGAGUGGAGGUCUCCUGACAGAUAUAUAUUAUCUUGGACCAAGG
Messenger RNA from Cuscuta europaea, 627 nucleotides. The record is from the annotation of a GenBank genome assembly. NCBI's taxonomy places the organism in Eukaryota, Viridiplantae, Streptophyta, Magnoliopsida, Solanales, Convolvulaceae.